Molecule: messenger RNA, 1212 nt
Organism: Colletotrichum graminicola M1.001
Lineage: Eukaryota; Fungi; Ascomycota; Sordariomycetes; Glomerellales; Glomerellaceae
Product: SPRY domain-containing protein
Exons: 1
Coding region: 1-1212 (403 amino acids)
Molecular function (GO): protein binding
Source: RefSeq, a predicted model, not a curated record
AUGUGUUUCGGAGGCAAAGCCGACAAGGAUGACAGUCCUGCCCCACGUCCCUCCCAACGGCCUCUCUCGGCCCAGCUGGACAGCAAGAUGAACAGCAGCCAGCAACCGCACUACGCGACGCCAACUGGCCCGCCGCCGGCUCAUAGCUCGGGUCAGGACUAUGGCCCUCCAUCCGGCCCCCCUCCGAGUCAGUCAUAUGCUGCUCCGAGCGGUCCGCCACCGGGUCGGACGGACGACUUCGCGCCCCCUCCAGGCCCUCCUCCGGCACAUGGAGGCUACGCACCGCCACCUGGACCUCCUCCUUCUCAUCGCCAGGACGAAUUUACAGCGCCUCCCGGCCCUCCCCCUGCCCACAACGACUACACGGCUCCUCCGCCGGGUCCGCCGCCAUCCGAUUCUAAGCCAAAGCACGACUGGGAGGCUGCUGUUCCUGACACCACCCUCUUUCCGCCGCCGCCGGCAUUCUUCAGCGGCUUUGACCGUUCGCCCGCUAACAAUUCCACCGAACAAGAGGCCGAGGCAGGCGAGGCCUGGAUCAAACAGUACCCUCUCGUAAAGCCCAUCGACCUGGACCCCACCGCCUUGGAAGCCCUGCGCACUCACAGGAUAUGGCUGCUCCAGCCUCAAGGAUUCCGCGGGACCAUGAGCCAGCCUGUCUCGGGCAAGUGGGAGGUCACCACGCAGAGGAACGCCCCGGAUAGCACCAUCAUCGGGUUCCCGCCCCUCUACUCUGUCAAGACACAUUCUCCCCACGCCACCGGCCGUCCUUUCAAGGUCUACUACGAGGUCAAGGUCCGCGGCUCGGCGAGAGAAGUUGACCUCGCCCUUGGCUUCACCGCCCUUCCCUAUCCCAACUUCCGACUUCCCGGAUGGCACCGCGGCAGUCUCGCAGUCCACGGCGACGAUGGCCAUAAGUACAUCAAUGACAGAUGGGGCGGCAAGACCUUCACGGACCCCUUCCGCCCCGGCGAGACGCUGGGAGUUGGCAUGUCCUUUACCGCCCAGGGUGGCAGCAUGAGAGUCGACAUCUUCUUCACCCGCGAUGGCCGACUGGUCGGCAGCUGGAACCUACACGAGGAGAGCGACGCCGAGCAGGACCUGCCGGUCACUGGACUCGAGGGAUACCACGACUUGAGCUGCGCCAUCGGCACGUUCCAGAAGAACGAGUAUGAUAUCAUCUUUGACCCAAACUUGUGGAAGUACAGACCUUGA